AUGGCUACCCCCAGUGUCCUAACUUUUGAUGCUGAGGGCCGUGCCGUUGACUUUGAGGUCUGGAUCGAUGACCUCCAGCUGUUUCUCCAGUGCGAUAGGGCAGACGGACUCUCUCUGUUCGAUCUCACCUCUGGUGUCUCUCCCGCCCCGCCUAAUACUGUUGACAGCACUGUUCGCUCACAGUGGGCCAUACGCGAUGCUGCUGCUCGCCUUGCUGUGCGUCACCACUUACCGACCGCUGAGCGUGCGCACUUUAGCCAGUACAAGAGUGCUAAGACCUUGUACGACUCUGUAGUUGCACGCUACUCCUCCCCUGCCACUGCUGCUCUUAGCCGCCUCAUGCUGCCGUACCUGUUCCCUGACCUUGCUGCCUUUCCCACAGUCGCUGACCUCAUUACUCACCUUCGCACUAGUGACAUUCGCUACCGCGCUGCGCUUCCUACCGAGUUCUAUGCCAAGAACACCCCCCCCAUGUACAUCACCCUCUACUACAUAGUCACCCGCCUCCCUGACUCCCUUCGCUUAGUCAGGGACCACUUCCUCUCAGUUUUCCCCACCACUCUCACCGUCGAUCUCCUCGAGGAGCGCCUCCUAGCAGCAGAGAAGAGCAUAGUCGCUGUAGGAGCCUCUCGUGCGGGAGACGCCGCACCGGCAAGGGCAAGGGGGGCAAGGGCGCUGGAGGGGCUGGCGGGGGCGGUGGAGGUGGUGGUGGAGGCAGUGGAGGGGGUGGGGGUGGUGGUGGGAGUGGUGGCGGGGGUGGAGGUGUCGGUGGCAGCAGUGGAGGCGGAGGAGGCGGCGGCGGUGGCGGAGGGAGCGGAGGCGGCGGAGGUGGUUGAGGCGGCGGAGGCGGCGGAGGUGGCGGAGGCGGCGGCGGCAGCAGUGGACUUGGUCGCGGCUCUGUGCAGAGGAGUGGCUCCGGUGGUGGUACGCGCCAGCAGCAGCAGCGCAGUCGUGAGACCCUGUCCCCUCAGCAGCUUCGUGAGUGGUACGCUGCGCGUCAGCUCGGUGGGGGUACUGGUCCCUGCACCUACGUUGUCCGCACUGGCAACCGCGCUGGUGAGUAGUGCGGGGGCCCGCACUCCACCCAGCGCUGCUUCGGCCGCCUGA
This is a messenger RNA of Closterium sp. NIES-65, 1107 nucleotides long. The record is from the annotation of a GenBank genome assembly. Lineage: Eukaryota; Viridiplantae; Streptophyta; Zygnematophyceae; Desmidiales; Closteriaceae.